AUGACGAUGACCCCCGAGCUCGAAGCCUUUGCGCGAGCCAUAUCGCGCGUUCUGGGCUGGGCCUACUUCCUGUCGUGGUCCCUAUCCUUCUACCCCCAACCCAUAUCGAACUACCUGCGCAAAUCCACGCUCGGCCUCGCCAUCGACUUCCCCACCCUCAACGUCCUAGGCUUCACCUGCUACACCAUCUCCACGGCCUGCUUCCUCUACUCGCCGACGAUAAAAGCGCAAUAUGCGGCACGUCAUCCUGACGCGCCCGAGACGACGGUGCGGUUCAACGAUUUCUUGUUCGCGGCACAUGGCGCGGUCAUGUGCGUGAUUAUAUACAGUCAGUUCUUUGAGAAGAUUUGGGGCUUUGAGAUUGGCAAGAGGCAAAAGGUUAGCCGGAUUAUACUGGGGGUUUGGUGGGGGUGUGUGCUUGCUAUUGGGGUUGUGGUGGUGUUGGUCAAGAUGAACGGGGCUGGGCGGGGAUACGAUGCUGAAGGGUGGGCGUGGAUCGAUGUUAUCUACACGCUCGGCUACGUCAAACUCCUCACCGUCUUCCUCAAGUAUAUACCCCAGGCCUGGGUCAAUUACAAGCGCAAGUCGACGUUAGGGUGGAGUAUAUACCCCAUGCUCUUGGACUUCGCGGGUGGCUGGCUUUCGCUCGCACAGUUGUGCAUUGAUUCUGCGCUGGAGAAUGAUUGGAGUGGUGUUACUGGUAAUCCAGUCAAGUUUGGAUUGGGAAACAUCACUAUUGUGUUUGACAUCAUCUUCAUGCUGCAGCAUUAUGUGCUGUAUCGGCAUCCAGGGAAGCAUAUCGACGAUGAGGAUGAAGAAGAGCGGGAAGGGCUUGUACAGGGUCGGAGAGACUAG
Molecule: messenger RNA, 855 nt
Organism: Alternaria viburni
Lineage: Eukaryota; Fungi; Ascomycota; Dothideomycetes; Pleosporales; Pleosporaceae
Exons: 3
Coding region: 1-855 (284 amino acids)
Biological process (GO): L-cystine transport
Cellular component (GO): vacuolar membrane; fungal-type vacuole
Molecular function (GO): L-cystine transmembrane transporter activity
Source: RefSeq, a predicted model, not a curated record